AACGACACCGAUCGUAUCGCCUAACCCGAAUAUCGACGUGAUGAAGAUCGGAUUGAAGUCGUAACAUGUUUCUAUCAUUUUAGAGCAAAGGUGAUACAAUUUCACUAUGAAUAUUCUACCGAAGAAAAGUUGGCAUGUUCGAACUCGAGAUAAUAUUGCCAAAGUCAAGAGGGAUGAAGCUCAAGCCGCAGAGGAAGAGAAAGAGAAAGAAGGGAGGAUUGCUCUGGCUGAGCAAGAAGCACGUACUGAAAAGCUUAGGAUAAAAGCCCGAAACAAGAGUUUUGGCAACGCCAUCUAUGGAUAUGAAGAGGAAGAGAUUGGACCACAGCCAAUGCCUGAUGUGGCACCUACAGGAGUAUCCCCUUCUCAACCCCUGCCCAGAACUCACAUCAACUUCUUCUCAGAAAUAGAGGCAGGGAGCAACACAAAUACCGGUAACAAGGACCAUGAGGCUGAGAAGAAGCAGGAACAAGAUGCCUAUGAGAAGAAGAUUGGGCUACUGGUAGGUCUUGGACAAAGUGCCAUUGAAACACAACCAGUCAAACCUUGGUAUCAGCAAAACAGAGAAGAAAAGGACAAAAAAAGCGUGGAUGCAACAAGUACAGACACACAUGAAAUGAAGAGAAAAGCAUCAAUGGAUCCAAUGAAUGCCAUGUUGAGGUACCUUGGGAAGAAACCAAAGAGUGUGACUGAGACAAAGACUACCAUUCAACAAAAUUCUUCCAAAGAGAAGGAAUCUCUACCAAAAGGGGUAUCAAACCAUUUCUUCUCCCAUACACAGGGUCUGCCUGGCACAACAAGUCUAAUGAAGAUGUUCAGCAAGUACAAGAAUAAAUCUAAAGAGGAAGAAAAUGGAAAGGAAACUACAAGUCACAAAAAACACAAAGAAAAGAAGAGAAAGAAAAAUCACAGGCUAAAGGAAAGCAGAAGAGACUCAAAAAAGCAUAGCCAUAAGAAAUCGAGUAGCAAACACAGAAAACAUUCAAGACAUCACAGUGAUAGUACUAGUUCAGAGAGUGAGGACACAAGGCGAGAGGCUAGAUUGUCAAGAAGACGUAAGAAAUCUCAACAAAGAGAUAGAAAACACAAGCGCAAAUCAAGCAGGAGUGACAGCAAUAGUGAUAGUCAGAGCUCCUCUAGUAAUGGAAGCGAAGAGACGAACAACCAGAAAUUGCAGGUGUCUGCUAAACCUACUCCCACGAUUGAACAGUUAAGAGCAGAGAGGGUGAGGAGAGAGGCAGCAGAGAGGACUAAGACCGAAAGAUUUUUGGCUGGAAAGCCACUGGUAGAACAGCCUGCUCCUGUGUUGGUGAUAACGGAUAAAUUGGAUGGAAAAUAUAACUCACAGUUCAAUCCACAUCUAGCAAGAAAGCGUCAGCCAAAAGAACCUCUUUUUUAGACGACAUUAUUUAUUUUUCUUCUAUUCAUUCUUUCUCCGUACAAUAAGGCCUAAAAAAAAAGAUGUUGUAUUGCCCUUUGCGACCGACCCAAAAAUCUAGA
Messenger RNA from Strongylocentrotus purpuratus (purple sea urchin), 1500 nucleotides. RefSeq names its product leukocyte receptor cluster member 1. NCBI's taxonomy places the organism in Eukaryota, Metazoa, Echinodermata, Echinoidea, Camarodonta, Strongylocentrotidae. The transcript has 6 exons. Bases 107 to 1399 code for a protein of 430 amino acids. The record is from RefSeq and is a predicted model, not a curated record.